Molecule: messenger RNA, 1400 nt
Organism: Aspergillus welwitschiae
Lineage: Eukaryota; Fungi; Ascomycota; Eurotiomycetes; Eurotiales; Aspergillaceae
Product: putative metallo-beta-lactamase domain protein
Exons: 4
Coding region: 250-1125 (291 amino acids)
Biological process (GO): secondary metabolite biosynthetic process
Source: RefSeq, a predicted model, not a curated record
GCUGAUUGUUCAAUUCUAUAUAGAAGGCUGCGAUAUAGGCCGGCGAUAGUACGUAUUUCAAGUACCAGCUUUAUUACCUCUGUGACCUGGAAAGAUAAUUGUAUGUUGGUUGUGUUCUGCGCAACUUGUACAGUCCAUGCUGGCUGUUGACCUUCAUUCAAGACAACCAACGCAGUGCCGACGGCUAAUGCAAGUUGGUGUCUGGCAGUUGCAGAUCGAUUGCACUGAAGUGUGAUUUAGGCCGGAGACAUGGCUACUCAGCUAGUUUCUCUGGCGGAGGUGGAGAGACUCAGCGCCUCGGUCGUACGGAUAUUGGGGGGCAAUCCCGGCAAGUUUACACUACAAGGCACGAAUACAUAUCUAAUCGGCCGAGGUCGUCAACGCAUCCUCAUUGACACUGGUCAGGGUGAACCCUCCUGGGCAGCCCGGCUCAAGACCCUCUUGGCAGAAGAGAACGCAACUGUGCAUCAGGCCCUCCUUACGCACUGGCACCCAGACCAUGUUAAAGGCGUCCCUGACCUCUUAGCAUUAUGCCCGGACGCCGUCAUCUACAAGAAUGAUCCCGAUCUCGGCCAAGAGAGCAUUGAAGACGGCCAGAUAUUCAGUGUUGAAGGUGCAACGCUACGAGCAUACCAUACCCCGGGUCAUGCCGUUGACCAUAUGAUGUUUGUCCAUGAGGAGGAAGAUUCCGUCUUUACGGGUGAUAAUGUCUUGGGUCAUGGCACGAGUGUCUUCGAGGACCUCUCGACCUAUAUAUCUAGCCUAAAGCGAAUGCAGUACCGGCUUUCGGGUCGCGGCUAUCCGGGCCACGGAGCUGUCAUCGAGAAUGCGACAGCAAAGAUCACAGAGUACAUCAAGCACCGACAACAACGAGAGGAUGAAGUGGUUCGCGUUCUCCGGUAUAACCACCUCGAUGUCGCAGAUGGGGAAGCAUCCCCGGAGCGUAAACGGUCCUGGACCCCGCUGGAACUAGUCAAAGUGAUCUACAAAGAUGUGCCGGAAAGCCUUCAUCUGCCUGCUUCCAAUGGAGUGUUGCUUGUUCUGAAGAAAUUGGAGGAAGAAGGCCGGGUAAGCCGAGAUGUCGAUGGGCGAUGGGUUCUGGAAACUGGGCGAUCUGCGCUUUGAAGAAUCACGAGAAGGGUUGGCUCGUUAGAUUAUCAUAGUAGUUAUAUCAGUAGAUCAUUGUUUCUGGUUUAUAAGGCUUAGUACUUUACGAGGAUUCGAUACUAGCCGAAAGAUUCGAGACGGGCACACCGGUGCGAAGAUGCUUGUGACCGCCAUGGCGUGCGUGCAUAUUCACUUUAUCAUAGACCAUAUGACAUUCCUGACGGUCUUUCACAACCCUUAUCCCUUACAUGCUUCUACAUCAUGCUUCUACAUACUACAUACACAGCAUAGCC